Molecule: messenger RNA, 1128 nt
Organism: Eremothecium sinecaudum
Lineage: Eukaryota; Fungi; Ascomycota; Saccharomycetes; Saccharomycetales; Saccharomycetaceae
Gene: CCL1
Product: TFIIH complex kinase subunit CCL1
Exons: 1
Coding region: 1-1128 (375 amino acids)
Biological process (GO): DNA-templated transcription; regulation of cyclin-dependent protein serine/threonine kinase activity; regulation of transcription by RNA polymerase II
Cellular component (GO): transcription factor TFIIK complex; nucleus
Molecular function (GO): cyclin-dependent protein serine/threonine kinase regulator activity
Source: RefSeq, a predicted model, not a curated record
AUGGAUACUAUUCCUUCUUCAGCUAGCAAGUCUAUCACACCGAAACCUGAUGCUGUCCCUAAUAGUACUUCGGUUGCUUCAACAAGAAUUAGCGAUGACGACCUAUACAGAACCUCUACUCAAUAUAGGAUAUGGUCCUUUAAGAAGGAUCAGCUUGAAAAGCUGCGAAAAGAUUUGAACAGUAAGGCUGCUAAGGUUACUGAGGACCAAAUUUUGGAGUUUAAGGCUUCCCAUCCGGAACUUACUGAAGAAGAGCUUGCUGCUAUUGAAAGUCAAGCUAUGCCCUUAACAGUAGAAGAAGAACUAAAAUUGGUUAGCUUCUAUGCUAGGAAGGUAAAACAAUUUUCAAGCUCCUUAAAUCUUCCUACAGAGGUCACUGCAACUGCAAUAUCAUUUUUUCGAAAGUUCUUCCUUUCCAAUUCUGUAAUGGAAAUACAUCCUAAGAACAUCCUUCUAACGGCAAUCUUUUUAGCCUGCAAGUCUGAGAACUACUUUAUUGGGAUUGAUUCCUUUUCACAGAAAACAAAAUCUAAGAAGGAGGCUAUUUUGGAGUAUGAAUUUAACCUCUUGGAAUCAUUACAUUUUGCGUUGUUGAAUCACCACCCAUACAGGGCGUUACAUGGGUUCUUUUUGGACAUCCAGAGCAUUUUAACAGGGAAAGUGGACUUGGAAUACCUAGGUCAAAUAUAUACCAACUGUAAGAAGAGAAUUACUGAAGCAUUGCUUACGGAUGUUGUGUUCUUGUACUCUCCACCACAAAUUACGUUAGCUGUGCUACUAAUAGAAGAUCUGGCACUAGUGGAAAAGUACUUGGAAAUGAAAUUCCCAGAAGACACUCCAGAAACAGCUCCAGCUUCUGCGGAUUCGAAGACUGAUGCUACGGUGCCACCAAGUACGACAGAUACCAAAAAUGGCAAGGUGAAUUUAUCGAAGUUGAGGAAAAUUUUAGAUGAGUGCAAGGAUGUUAUUUUAAAUAAUGAGAUUGCAGGUAAAGAAGAAGUGACUAGAAUUGAUGCGAAACUUCAUUACUCUCAGAAUCCAAUGCUGGUGGUUCAGCGCCUGAAGAGGCAAAAGGAGUCAUCAAGCAGCACGAGCCCGACACCGGAUGUUAAAAGACAAAGAGUUUAA